Molecule: messenger RNA, 1011 nt
Organism: Python bivittatus (Burmese python)
Lineage: Eukaryota; Metazoa; Chordata; Lepidosauria; Squamata; Pythonidae
Source: RefSeq, a predicted model, not a curated record
AGCAAUAGAAUCUACUUUUCGCCUGUCCCUGUAGCUCGGUUGGGCUCGUUUCUUCUCCAGAAGUGGCAUUUUCUGGCAAUCUGCUUUCAAUGAUGUAUGCGAUAUAGUUUUCAUUAUGGAGAACUUUAUUUUGUAUGAAGAGAUCGGAAGAGGGAACAAGACUGUUGUUUAUAAAGGCAGAAGAAAAGGAACUAUUAAUUUUGUGGCAAUAUUGUGUACUGAUAAAUGUAAAAGAGCUGAAAUCACAAACUGGGUGCGUCUUACUCAUGAAAUAAGACAUAAGAACAUAGUCACAUUUUAUGAAUGGUAUGAAACAAGCAACCAUCUCUGGCUUGUGGUGGAAUUAUGUACAGGUGGUUCAUUAGAAAUGUUAGUUGCUCAAGAUGAAUACCUACCUGAGAACGUUGUAAAAGAAUUUGGUAUUGAUUUGGUUACUGGACUCCACCAUGUACAUGAUCUUGGAAUUAUUUUCUGUGACCUUACACCUAGGAAGAUUCUCUUGGAAGGGCCUGGCACUUUGAAAUUCAGUAACUUUUGCUUGGCUAGAGCAGAAGGUGAAAACCUAGAAGAAUUUUUUGCUUUGAUUGGCACAGAGGAGCCAGGGGAUAAUAGUGCUGAAAGCACAAAAGAAAAUCUGAAAAACAAAGUCAGAGGUUCAUUGGCAUACACUGCACCAGAAGUGAUUAAAGGAGCUGACUUCUCUAUAGCCAGUGAUCUUUGGUCUUUGGGCUGCUUGCUGUAUGAAAUGUUUUCAGGAAGACCUCCUUUCAAUUCAGAAAACAUUACUGAAUUAACAGAACAAAUUUUACAUGAAGAUCCUGUCCUACCUAGACAGAAAGGAUCAGCACUUCUAAAACCCUCUUCAGAUUUCCUUAACUUGCUUGACUCUUUGUUUCAAAAGGAUCCUCAGAAAAGAUCAACUUGGGCACAGCUGUUAAAGCAUCCUUUUUGGCAAGGUGCCUUUAUCCAAACUCCCACCAAUUCUGUCUCCAGCCAAGACACAAACUGCAG